Cicer arietinum (chickpea) is the source of this 2646-nucleotide messenger RNA. Its product is annotated as serine/threonine-protein kinase WNK8. The record is from RefSeq and is a predicted model, not a curated record. Gene Ontology annotation, molecular function: ATP binding; protein serine/threonine kinase activity. Gene Ontology annotation, biological process: protein phosphorylation. Lineage: Eukaryota; Viridiplantae; Streptophyta; Magnoliopsida; Fabales; Fabaceae.
UAAGAGGGUAACUAUCGUGCGAGCUUGUUCCGUAUCUUCCGUCCCGUGAGAGAGAAAAAUCGAGUUUUGCAGAAGAAUUCAGUUGUAAGCAGCUGAACCCAACCCAAGGCUUGACACUGAAACCUAUUCUUUUUCAAAAAAAAAUUUUAAGCCUUCGCUUUGGAUUACAAUUAGGGUUUAGAAGAUGCAGUUAAAGGAGGUAUGGGAUUGUGUCCGUUUCCAUUUUAUAUAAACGUUCCGAUACGGAUGCGCCGCUCAUUUCACAACCCUAAUUUCGCCAUGCAAUUCCAAUCCUCCAAUAUGUCUUCCGUUGGAUGCCGAUUCCGAUUCCGUUUUCGAUCGACAUUCGAUCCUUACUCAGCGGCUUCCGAAGCUUUUUCUGAACACCGUCUUUUCUCCUCCCUGCGUCUUCUUACUCUCUAAUAACCUAAAUAAUCACUCAAUUCCUCUCUUCUUCUUUUUUUUUGGUGAGAGGUUUUUCUUGUCUUUUUGGCGUCGAUAUGGAUUCUGAAACUGAUGAUGUUGGUGUUGUGGAGAAAGAUCCAACUUUGCGUUACGCACGUUAUGAUGAAAUGUUAGGGAAAGGAGCCUUCAAGACUGUAUAUAAAGCUUUUGAUGAAGUAGAUGGAAUAGAAGUUGCUUGGAACCAAAUUAGUAUAGACGAUGUUGUGCAGUCACCUCAAAAUUUGGAAAAGUUGUAUUCUGAGGUUCAUCUCCUCAAAUCGCUGAAACACGAAAAUAUCAUUAAGUUGUAUAGUUCUUGGGUGGAUGAAAAGAGCAGGACUAUCAACAUGAUAACUGAAUUGUUCACCUCUGGGAGUUUGAGGCAGUAUCGGAAGAAACAUAAGAAUGUGGAUAUGAAGGCUAUCAAGAACUGGGCGAGGCAGAUUCUUCGUGGCUUGUGCUUUCUGCACAGUCACAGUCCUCCUAUUAUUCAUAGGGAUCUAAAAUGUGAUAACAUUUUUGUUAAUGGGAACAAUGGGCAAGUUAAGGUUGGAGAUCUUGGAAUGGCAAUUGUCAUGCAGCAGCCUACUGCCAGGAGUGUUAUUGGUACUCCGGAAUUCAUGGCUCCUGAGCUUUAUGAGGAAGAAUAUAAUGAACUUGUUGACAUAUAUUCCUUUGGCAUGUGUAUUCUUGAAAUGAUCACCUGCGAGUACCCGUAUAGCGAAUGCAAAAAUCCGGCGCAGAUAUAUAAGAAAGUUACAUCUGGUAUAAAGCCUGCUGCUCUUGCUAAAGUGAAUGAUCCUGAAGUGAAGCAAUUUAUAGAGAAAUGUUUAGUUCCAGCAUCUAUGAGAUUGCCUGCAUCUGAACUUCUCAAAGACCCAUUCCUUGCAACUGGAAACACAAAGGAGAUCUAUCGUGAUACCCUGCUGCUGCCUAAUCUGCCCACUAAAUCAAUUAAUCUACCAACUUUUGAAGCACAUCCUAUGGAGAUAGAUUCAAACUCCAGGCAUACAUCACCUGGCUCCUCUGUGGAAAGAGUUAAAGAAACUUCUCAAGUUUCAAUUCUCGACCUCCUAAGGAAGACAGAGAACAAUGAAUUUAGGUUAAGAGGGGAGAAAAAUGCUGAAAGUACAAUCUCACUUACACUCCGAAUUGCCGAUGCUCAUGGUGGAGCAAGGAAUAUCCAUUUUCCAUUCUACAUCAAUUCUGACACGCCAAUUUCAAUUGCUGAGGAGAUGGUGGAACAUCUGGAACUCAAGGAUGCGGAUGUAGCUGUCAUUGCUGAGCUAAUACACAACAUGAUUUUUGAGCUUGUGCCUAACUGGAAACCCGUAUGUCAGAACCUCUCAUCUGGAACAGAUAAUUUGUACAGGCAUUCGGAAGCUCAGAAUGGUGAACAGUUAAACUGCCAUUGGACAUUGGGAUCAAGUAAUUUUGAUGCGAAGACAAUUUCUGAGGAUUUAGGUCACUCACAGCUUGAUGGGGAAGAUCAAGACAAACAAGAAUCUAUUUCAUCAGAUAUUUCUGCCGAGUAUGAGAUUGCAAUUGCCACGAAUUCUAAAGGUGUAGAGCCUGAUUGUUUUAUUCUUCAUGAAUGUUGCAAGGGAUCCAAUGGCUUAAAUUCGAAUUCAGAUGUCCGGAUUUGUGAUCAAGAAGAUGGAAACAAUAAUCAAUCAUAUAACUUCGCAGGCUCUUUAAUUGAUUCAUGUUGCAGUCCAUCCAUGAACCUUGAGAUGUCCAGCAAAUGUUCUCUUACUCCACGUGACAAAGAUCAUUUAAACGAGCUACAUUUGGAGCUUGAAGCAAUUGAAACCCAGUAUCAACAAUGUUUUCGUGAGCUUGAGAAGAUGAAGGAGGAAGCCAUAGAAAAUGUCAAAAAGAGAUGGAUGACAAAGAAAAAAAUAUCAGUUAUGUGAUGCGGCAUUAGGACGAUUUUCUUGAUAUUUUAGUUUGAUUUCAUUUGUUGAUUUUUUUUUGGUUUACAUUAAUUGUUUUCUGGCUGCUGCUUUGCAAUUCUCCAGAUGGUAUUUUUUGGUUGAAAUUGGCUUGUGAUUUUCAUAAAUAUUAUUUUUUUAUGGAUGGUGACGAAUAUUUUUUUUCUUGAUUCAUCUGAGUAUUUUGUCAAAUGUAUUUUUUAUUGUAAGAAUAUUUUUGGGGUUUGCUCAUUAUCCAAGCAAAUCAUUGGGAUGUCAGUUUGUUGCC